Messenger RNA from Pomacea canaliculata, 1948 nucleotides. RefSeq names its product speckle targeted PIP5K1A-regulated poly(A) polymerase-like. Gene Ontology annotation, molecular function: zinc ion binding; RNA binding; poly(A) RNA polymerase activity. Lineage: Eukaryota; Metazoa; Mollusca; Gastropoda; Architaenioglossa; Ampullariidae. The transcript is spliced from 11 exons. The coding region runs from base 402 to 1733 and encodes 443 amino acids. Gene Ontology annotation, cellular component: mitochondrion. The record is from RefSeq and is a predicted model, not a curated record.
AAAGACCCGGAUGUUGCCCUCGGGAUAACUCUAAUCACUACAAUCACAUUCCAAUCAGCGAAGCUGACUGUCGAUACUGUGAUGUGUCUUUGCAUUGAUAUAUGCCUUGACAACAGUUGUUGCAUGUGUACUUAUAACAAUGCAAGAAUUUGUCUUAUUCUGUAAUUUUCCCUUCGUCUCGAGUGUGACGACGGUCGUAGAAUAGAUGGGGUUAAUUCUAUUUCCGCUGAUCCCAACAACAUGGCGGCGCUGUAGUUAACGACCUGUGCAGCUGAGCCCGGUGUUGUUAAAGUACAAGUAAAGCUGACAGCCUCAAGCCUUAAUCACAGUUGGUUGGUUUUUUUACCCCCACCCAGCAGGAUCAGUAUAUAGAUUUCCGCCCGCUUUUCCGCUUCUGAAAGAUGGCACUGUUUUGUGAAAUCUGUAACGUUGGUGUCUCGUCUGAGAUCAAUAUGAGAGAUCAUAUAAAGGGUCGGCGCCACUUGCAAGCAGUGGCUGCCGUUGAACGACGACGUACUCAGGCACGAUGCAGUCUGUAUUGUCGUGACUUUUCUACUACCACUACAGAGGCUAUGCUUCGCCAAUACUUCUCCCAGUUUGGAGCCAUCAGCCGAGUCAUGCUUGCCACAGAAAAGGGCCGAUACUGUAUCGUGCACUUUGAUAAUGAGUCUGCUGUGCAGAAAGCUCUUGCACAUCCAGACCAUCAGCUCGCUGGCAGCCAACUGACUGUACGACCUCGUCGACCCAUCACCUCGAUUGCGGGACACAGAAUUCUUUCAGAAGUCCGCAGUAACUUGCAGAAGGCCAAGGCCGCUGUAUCAGAGCAAGCAGAGGCUCAGAAAAAGGCAGAGCAUGAGCACUUGAUGCAUAUUUUGCUGCAAGAAUAUUCUCAGGUGGUGGGACAGAUGCAGUUGCUGUUUGAUAGUGUCAGGUUAUCUGAAGAAGAUCUGAAAAAUCGGACCGAACUGUGCCAUUAUCUACAUGCUUGUCUUCUCCCCUUUUUCCCCACCUGCACCAUCCAUCUGUUUGGAUCAUCGAUUAAUGGAUAUGGUAUGAAAGGCUGUGACAUGGAUGUCUUCUUGGAUUUUCAUGAUGAUGAAAUCAGUCUUGAAGAUGAGGAAGACCUAAAGAAAAAGUUAAAGCCAGUGGUGCUGCCUUUUGUUGGGGAUAUCAAGUCGAUACCUACUACUUCUGGGCCCUUACUGCCAUCCCACUUGCGAAACAUGCCCUUGGUGGACCGUGUGCGGCUCUUGUCACGUGUCUUGACAUACCAUGCACAGUGCUGUGCAGAUGUCACCACUAUUCCCAGUACACGGUGUCCAAUUACUCGCUUUUUGCACGUUCAGACUGGCAUUAAGUGUGAUGUGUCCAUCAACAACAGGCUUGCUCUGAAGAAUACGCAGCUUUUGCGCCUCUGCUCCCAAGACUAUCGAGUACAGCUGCUGAUGUGUGCUGUCCGCUACUGGGCCAAAUGGCGGCAAGUUGCUGGUAAUGUUGCUUCAGGGCCACGUCUGUCUAACUACUGCCUGACUCUUUUGGUAAUGUUUUAUCUGGCCAGAACUGAUCCACCGGUUCUUCCCACAGUACACGAGCUGUCAGAAACAGCAGCACCAGAAGAGCGUGCUUCAUUGAGAGCUGGAACUGCUCUAUCCCUUCAUUGUUACCUCCCUCUACUAACACACAGACAGCUGAUCAGCUGCUUCAGGGAUUCUUUGAGUUUUUUUCCCACAUAGACUUCUCUUCAAGUGUGAUCCUGACACGAACAGCCAGCACUAUUCCACUGCAUCAGUUUCUUGCUGAACGUGAUUUAAACCCAAUCAUCAAGGAUUUUAAGGUUAAAGCCAUGGCUGUCCAAGAUCCUUUUGUGUUGAGUCACAACAUUGCACUCAAUGUUAAUGGUCGCACAAAAGAUUUGCUGACUGCUGAGAUACAAAUGGCAUCAUCAAAG